AUGGGCUCGCCUGCUGGCUCGAGCCAGUACAUUCUCUCUGCUGCACCGUCGAGCGACCGCUUUGCACAGCUCGCAGCACUCCGAAACGAGCUCAAAGAGGCGCAGGAUGCGGUGCUCGGCGCAGAGAACGCGACGGCCUUGCUUGCGGGUCCAGACGCACCGUUCUCGCACCUCGACCUCGAAGCGGUCUUGCGCGAGUUGGAGGAGAGCAGGAGAGCGAUUCCCAGGCUCGAACAGCGGAUACGAGACCUUGAGACGGAGAUUGCCGCAUCUCUCCCUGCGCCUCUCUCGCCUGCUCCGCCUCCCUUGUCAGCGGUAGCGAAUGGCUUCGCGCUGUCGUCGUCUGUCGAGGCAAACACCCCAACGAGCUUCGUCAGCUACGACGGGAGGAACAGUCAUGCCGGUUCGCCUGGUCCAGACGGCGACACCUUGCAAAACGUCCUCGACACCGUCAUCUCGCUUCUCGACCGACUAGGGCCCCUGGGCGAUGCGAAAGUCAUGGAACGGGCGCGGGCGAUGGACGAGCUGGUCGACCUGGUCGAGCGGCACGACCAGCUCAAGUACGAGCUGCGGCUGGAGGAGGAGACGUUGCGAAGCGUCAUGUCAUGUCUGUCGGACUCGGCGGGCAAAGACGUACGAGCUGCGACGUACCGAUUGCUGCGACAUCUGAUCGUCGACGCAAGCGACAUCCUCCUGCUCAACUCGCACCAUCUCCCGCUCUUCCUCAUCCGCUCACUCGCUCGCGAUUCGGCGCACGAACUGGAGAAAGAACACGCCCUCCGCCUAAUCCGCACCACCCUCCUGCACACCUCGCCAAAUUCGUACAUCCCCCUCUCUCACCACCCACCAACCGAACUCGGCGUCGAUAUUGAACCGCAAGAAGAACGGGAACAGGUCGUCCCGAUUGCGGUCAUGCGGGCUGUCGUGGCUGUUGCGGAGUCGGUCGAGGAGAAGCUGCGGCUUGCGGCCCUCGAGACGCUCGGCGAACUCGUGAUCACCAAUCUCCCCCUCCUCGUCUCAUGCGACGGCCUUCGCGUUGUCCUCCAGUGCCUCUCGGACGGACCGCACGACCUCGCCUCGUACCUCUCGCUUGGCUUCCUAGCGGCUGUGGACCACCCGAGCGAUCGGAGGUGGUUGAGACCGGGUGUGGAUGUCGAGAUCAUCCUCGCCGGCUUCACUGAGGUGACGGGCAAGUCGUCAGCGGUGGAAGAGCGCGUCAAAGCGAGCGCUGGGAUCGUUGCGACCUUCCUCAAGAGCUGGAGCGGGUUGUUCUAUCUCAACAUCCAUGGCCGACAAGCGCUCGUCUCGCUCGUGGAUUCGCUCUCGAACCCUUCUCAAGCCAUUCGAGAAACGCUGCUCGACAUGCUCUUCAGCGUCUUCAACGUCAAGAAUCCCUCGUCAAGCUCUCGACGCGGAGCCGCAUCGACACCACCGCAAGUCCGACCACCGCCCGGCAAGCGAAAAACGAACCUGCUCGACCAGUACCUCGCAAUCCUGUUGCUGGUCUUCACCGAAGCAGGCUUGAUCGACGGCCUCGCCUCCCUCGCCGCUGACCCGAAGGACCCCGUCACCGCCAACAAGGUCUCGCUCCUCAUCAGCGAAGUCCUUGACCUUGCCAACCGCGUCUUGCCCCCUAAUCACGCCGUGCGAGUACAGGCUCUGCCCAAGCUCUUUGCCUUGACAAGCUCGUUCGAUGCGAGUGACGGACGGAUGGCGUCGAGCUCGGCGUUGUUGACUGUCAAUUCGUUCGACCGGGACAGGCGGGUCGGGAUGUGCGCGCAGGCCGGCGGGAUGGAUGCAGUGAACGGGCGAACGAGAUCUGAUUCGAAGGCCGAAUCGUCUCGGCGGAAUCUCCAGCAACGACACCAAGUCGAGUCGUCGAAGCUCCGCAACGCGCUACAGAUGGACGACCUCACCUUCCGCAAUCUCCUCCUCGAGACCGAAGUCCUCUCGACGAAAGACGAGACGAAGUGGCAGUUUGAUCGGUUGCUCGAGAUCGUGGAAGGCCCGCUGCGGAACCCGAAGAGGCUUGAGGAGGUUGUCAGGGCAAGCAAGUGGAUGAGGAGGGUCGUCGACUUCUUCCGGCCGUUUGCGUUGCGGUACAGCGACCUGCCGAAGCAUGCGCUUACGAACAAGUGGACAACGCUCGGCUGCGCCCUGAUCUCGACGCUCCUCGCCAGUCCAGAAGGUACCGCGUACCUCGCCGAGGACAGGCUAAUCCGCCAGAUCGCCGAGGCGUUGUUCCAGCUCGACCCGAUGGGCAGCACCGGCGGCGUGGAGACGGUCUUCUCGCGGGAUCGCAUCGAAACGACCCUCGCAAGCGGCUACUUCGAGAUGCUCGGGGUGCUGAGCCGCAGCAGCGAGGGCAUCAAGCUGCUCGACCAGUCGCGCAUGUUCACGGCAUUCUACCGCGUCGCGGAGCUGCGCAACCGCGAGGACCUCGUCAAGCUGAUCGUCGACAACAUGGACUACUCGUGCGAUGGUCAUGCUCGCGUCUUUCUCUCGAAGGCGCUGACCUCGAGCUACAAGAACAUCCGCCUGUUCGCGACGGAUCACCUCGGCACGCUCCUCGACAUCGCCUCGCCAGUCUCGAACGCCCCCGGCACUUCUCGACGACCAGCAGCCGAAGAGUGGCAGGUCAGCCUCCUUGUCCAGCAGCUGUACGACUCGGCGUCAGAGGUCGUUCACCAGGCGGUCAAGGUGCUGGAGAAGGCCUGCGAGAACGAGGAGACGCUCGAAAUGGUUGUCGGGAUGCGGCCAGCGCUAGACUUGCUCGGCGAGGUCGGCGUGCCUCUGCUGAUCAAGUUCUUGUCAACGUCGGCUGGCGUGCGCUACCUUCACGAGAUCGACUUCAUCGAGCGAGAGCUGCACGACUGGUUUCAAGAACGGAACCUCCUGUACACGGUCGAGGUAGAGCUAGCGCUCGCUAUCGCGCUCAAGACCGAGGGCGGCGUACACUCUGCUGGCUCGCCCUUCGACGGCACUCCGCCGCCGCAUUUCUACGGCGAGCUCGUCAAGACGGACGAAGGCUGCGACAUCCUGCGGGACAGCGGACACUUUGACGACUUCGCGGCGAUCAUCUCGUUGCACGCCGAGUCCGACCUCGAUCAAGAAUUCAUCGAGACGCUCAAAAGCGUGCUCUGGGCGGUCGGCCACAUCGGCUCAUCCACUUCUGGCCUGAUGCUGCUCGACGACUUCGACGUCCUCGCCGACAUCGUUCAGAUCGCCGCCUUCUCUCCUGUCUACUCGCUCCGAGGUACUGCCACCUACGCCAUCGCCCUCAUAUCGUCGACGGAAGAGGGCGCCGAGAUGCUCGACGAGCUCGGCUGGGAGAGCGUCUCGACUCCGCUUUGCGGCCCGACCGGCAUCUGCGUGCCGAUGUAUCUUGGCGAUUAUCUCUAUACUCCUCUAUGGACGGCACCAGAGCCGCGACUGCCCGCUUCCCUCUCCCUCGCCACAUCCUCCUCGCACGUCGAACGCGAGAUCCUCGCCAGCCUCGCCAACCUCUCAAACCACAUCCUCGCGACGAAAGCUUCGAAGACGCUGGCGAAGCUCAAAGCUCGUCAUUCCUCCGCCUUCUCGUCGCCGGCGAUGGUGUACCGCGCCCUGCAGAUGCUCGGAGGGUACCACUACCGACUGACGGUGCGGCGGUACAUCCUCGACCUCUUCGACAUCCCAUUCGACAACUCGUCGGCCACACGCAUCGCGCAGGCCGGAGAAGACCUGCGGCGCAAGAAGGCGGCAGAGUUGGCUGGCGAGCGGGUCGCUGCGUCUCGCCCUGCGUCCCGGCCAGCGAGCGCGACUCGCACGCCGUCCUCCGCAAGCUCGACAAGUCGUGAACCCGGCCUCGCCUUCCGACCCGGCUCCUGGACGACGUCUGGCGCGGCAGCCGCCAACAUCCUCGGCGCGAUCGCAGGCGACGUUACAGAGGACGAAGAGUCGAGCGAGGACGAAGCCGAGACGACCAUCCCGGUGCAGGUCUUGACGCCCAUCAUCACGGUCAAGGGUUUCCUGUUGGCAUGA
Molecule: messenger RNA, 4023 nt
Organism: Rhodotorula toruloides NP11
Lineage: Eukaryota; Fungi; Basidiomycota; Microbotryomycetes; Sporidiobolales; Sporidiobolaceae
Product: cytosolic regulator Pianissimo
Exons: 25
Coding region: 1-4023 (1340 amino acids)
Biological process (GO): TORC2 signaling
Cellular component (GO): TORC2 complex
Source: RefSeq, a predicted model, not a curated record